AGCCAAGUUAAUUCACUGCCUCGUCAGCUGUAGUCUGAAGCAGAAGUUUCGUGCGAAUAACGCCGUGUUGCAGGGUUUUGAAAGGAAACAUUUUGCUCACGCGAAUUCCACAAAAGUCGAUACUUUGGUGUUUGCUCGCAGAUUUCGCCAUUUUUUGUGUAAGCAUCCUCAGCAGUAGUCAGCUGUGAGAAGCGGUUCUCGGAAAUUUUGUGUUUUUUAUUUGAUUUCCGGCAAUUUUUUUGUUUAUUUUAUUGCAUGAAAAUAAAAGUUUGUGUUUGAAAUUUUUUUUUGUUGUCCAUAAAGUAAUUAAAUAGUGACAUACUUCAAUUAAAAAAUAAUAAUAAUAACUGUGUUUCAAAAUAUAUUCCAAAUAUUUAAAUACAUCGAUAAAUUUAUCGUUGCUGAACUGGUUUAAGCAGACAAAUUGACUUUGCAGUGCACCAGAAACAUACAAAGAAAACCUGUUGCCGAUUGUUAAUGCGACAGACACGCGAUAUACAAACAGCCGAGUUGAGGAAGAAAAGCAAACGCAGUAAUCAACAGGCGAUAGCAGCAGCAGCAGCAGCAGCAGAGCAUCACCAGCGCAGAUAAAUUUAAUAUAACCAGAGCUUUCGUGGAUCGUCGUAGACACUCCAGUCACAGCGAUAGCGAAACUCACAACGCUCCAUAUCAAAGUAUCAUCAAAUUUGCCAGGGCAGCGCUCAGUAACACUGAUCACUAAAAAUCAACCGACUUUCAGCAGCAGUCACCAGCUUGACGAGUCAGUCGGGCACAGCAGCACACACACACACACACUUAGUAACUUAUCCACCUUGUUGCUUACCUACCGGCUUAUCUACCUAUUAGCAUACGUCCACAUAUACAUGCACAUUCGCAUGAACGCGUGAGUGUAUGUGUUCACUUCAACAUUUAUUAUAGGUAUUUAUAAGCCUACAAAGAGCAGACGCUCAGUAGUCAGUCGCAUUGUUGUAGUCAGUGUCGCAGAUUUUUUCAUUUCGGUUGUUGUUUCUUUUGUAUUUCACAAAUUGACUUGAAAAACUCAGUUGAAGUGCGCGAAUUUAUCAGAACGCUGCCAGACGCGCAGUGCGAAGCAACAAAGUGAAAUAAGUAAAGCCGAAAAGUACAGAAGAAGGAGAAGAAGAAGAAGUAGAAGAAGCACAAAGUUAAAAAAUAAAAAUACGACAGAGUGAAAAUAAGAAUAAUAAAAAAUUGCGGUCGAAAUAGUAACCAAGAAAAGUGCAGUUACCGAAACUUCGCCAAAACGACUUUCUAGUUUUUUGCUUGACAUCGAAAAAAAAAAUUCAAUAAAUGAAAAAUUCCAGAAAGCCGCAAUAAUUUACGUAAAUUAUUUGCUACAUAACGAAACCAAAAGUAUUUUUUGCAUUUUAUUAUACAAUACCCAUAAGUACAGUAAGUCUGCGGCCAAACGUGACAGAAGAGAAAUCAAAGAAAAAUUUGCUUAAGCAAGCGGAUAGCAACAACAAACAGCGUCAAAAUUUCGUAAAAUACAGUCAACUUAAAUAGUUUUAUUGCUAUAAGAACUAAGUAAACCGCCAUACCUCAGCACGCAGUAAGCCAACAGAAACAACAACAACAACUACAUAUUUACCUACAAACACUAAACUAAAAAUAAUAUAAAAUAAUUUAUUUUAAAGAAAAUAAAACAAUUUUAUUAUCAACAACAGACAGUAUUACUUCGCAACAACUCGCAAAGCAAUAAAAAUUUACCGUUAAUUGCUAAAAUAACUGUAAAGGCCGUAAAGUAUAAUCGGUUUAUGUGCGUUUUAACCUUGAAUUGAACUGACUUUGUGACACAAAGUAGAACUUAAACAAUUUCGCAGACCAAAACGUGCAAUUUGUUUGAAAAAUAAAACAAAAACAAUAAAAGCAAACUAUAAACUUUCACUCAUUCGUUUUUAAAACAAAGAAACAAAUUCAACGCAUCCAACAAAAUGUCCACCUCAAAGGAGCAAAUUUUUGCCAGUCAGGAUAAAGAUUUGGAUAAACCGAAAGGAUGUUGCUCAACGCGUUAUUUUGUCACCUUCAUGCUCUUCCUGGGCAUGGCCAAUGCCUAUGUGAUGCGCACAAAUAUGUCCGUAGCCAUUGUGGCGAUGGUCAACCACACAGCCAUUACCAGCGAUGAUGUGGUCUUGGAUGAUGAGUGUCCCGAUCAGAAUUUGACGGUUGUGGAAAAUGGACAAGACGGUGACUUCGCAUGGAGUUCGAGUUUGCAGGGCUACAUAUUAUCGUCAUUCUUCUACGGUUAUGUAAUAACACAGAUUCCCUUCGGUAUUUUAGCGAAGAAAUACGGCGCCAUGAACUUCCUCGGCUGGGGUAUGCUUAUCAACUCCGUAUUCGCCUUCCUCGUACCAGUUGCCGCUUACGAAGGCGGCGUCUACGGUCUCUGUAUUGUACGUUUCAUACAGGGUCUCGGUGAGGGUCCCAUUGUGCCAUGUACGCAUGCAUUGCUCGCCAAAUGGAUACCGCCGAACGAGCGUUCACGUAUGGGUGCUGCCGUUUAUGCUGGCGCACAAUUCGGUACAAUCAUAUCUAUGCCGUUGUCGGGUCUGCUAGCCGAAUAUGGUUUUUCUGGUGGUUGGCCAUCGAUUUUCUAUGUUUUCGGUGCUGUCGGUACGAUUUGGUCGAUUGCCUUCCUAUGGCUGGUCUACGAAGAUCCCUCAUCACAUCCACGCAUCGAUGAGCGUGAGAAGAAGUACAUCAAUACAAGUCUAUGGGGUACAGGCGAUCAAAAGGUUCCUGCAAUUCCAUACAAAUCCAUCGUCAAGUGCCUGCCCUUCUAUGCCAUUCUGCUUGCCCAUAUGGGCCACAACUAUGGCUAUGAGACGCUAAUGACAGAAUUGCCCACAUACAUGAAACAAGUGUUGCGCUUCUCGCUGAAGGCCAACGGUUUGCUCUCGGCGCUACCUUAUCUGGCUAUGUGGCUCUUCUCGAUGUUCAUUUCUGUGAUUGCCGAUUGGAUGAUAUCAUCGCAACGUUUCACACACACAGCGACGAGAAAGAUUAUCAACAGUAUUGGUCAAUAUGGUCCAGGUUUGGCACUUAUUUUCGCCUCAUACACAGGCUGUGAUCGUGCCCUAACGCUUGCCAUUCUGACGGUGGGUGUGGGUCUUAACGGUGGUAUCUACUCCGGUUUCAAAAUCAAUCACUUGGAUCUGUCGCCACGUUUUGCCGGUUUCCUGAUGGCCAUCACCAAUUGUUUGGCGAACUUGGCGGGUUUGUUGGCGCCCAUUGCCGCUGGAAACUUAAUCAAUAAUAAGCCGACCAUGGGACAGUGGCAGAUCGUUUUCUUCAUCGCCGCUUUCGUGUACAUCUUCUGCGCUACCUUCUAUAACAUCUUCGGUUCUGGUGAACGCCAAUGGUGGGACAAUCCAGCCAAUGAUGUUAAGGAGCCAUCCUCAGUUAUGCCAGCAACAACGACUUUGACGUCGAAUGGCGCAAAUCCACGAUUCCUAACUGGAGUGGACAAUGGCUUGACUGUGGCGGCGACGAAUAUUCGCGAAACGGGACAAUAAAUAAGUGAUGAUGCGUCGAGAGCGGCGACCUUUGGUUACGCUUUCGUUACUUGAAGCUGUGCAAGUUAGACAAAACAGUUAGACAGUUAGUUGUUUAAGAAUAUUAAAUUAAAAAUAUUUUUUUUUUAACAUUAAGUUGUAGUGAAUUUAAGCGCGUUGAAAAUGUAUUUGCGUAUAAGUGAAACAUAUGUGUAAUGUAACGAGAGUGGGCGGGGCAGGCAAUAAGAAUGUUGGCACAAUCAGUGUCAGCAAAUAGUCAGUGUGUGGCAAGUGAGCAGCCUGAAUGAGUCAGCAUUAAAGUGCAAGCAUAUUUUCAGGCUUUUAUGCAGGAAAUCAAAGAAUGCAGGAUAAAAGACAGUUGCCGCUUAAAGUAUGCAACCCAAGUAAAGUAUGUAAUACGUAAGUGAUGCCAAUUUAGUGAUGGUGUUUUUGUAUGUGGCCUUAAACCGCAAAUUGUUAAUUUAUUGCAAGUAGAAUUGAUCUAAAAAUGAAAAGAAAUAUUUAAUAUAAUUUAUAAUUAUUAUACGAGUAUACACCGUUGGCGUCUCUGCAAAUGAGUUAUUAACUGAUUUUUCUUCGUUAUUUUAAUUUAAAAAAUCCAAUGAGUGCCUUUAGCGCCAGGAAUUGAAAAAUAACUCGAUGCCAAGUAAAAUGUGGUAAACGAUUUUUUCUUAUGGAAUUGUAAUAAAAAAUAAAGCUAAUUUGAUAUAUGUAGACAUAUAGACAAACUGAAGUCAGUAGUAGACGUAUGACAAAAAAAAACUUUAAAAAAGCAGACAAAACAAACUAAGCAACAAUCAGUAUGAGUGACAAUCUAAUUUGUAAGACAAAUUGUAAAAAUUUCCAUAAUUUAAAAUUUUACUACACAAGACACUUUUUGCAAAACUCUUUAUGAAAGCAACUAAAGAAACUAAAAGUUUAUUUCAAAAUCAAAUGAAUAAAAUAUAAAAAACAAAAAGCUCUAAGAGGGUUUAUAACAACCACAAACGGUAGUUUUAC
Molecule: messenger RNA, 4532 nt
Organism: Anastrepha ludens (Mexican fruit fly)
Lineage: Eukaryota; Metazoa; Arthropoda; Insecta; Diptera; Tephritidae
Gene: Picot
Product: putative inorganic phosphate cotransporter
Exons: 8
Coding region: 1953-3533 (526 amino acids)
Biological process (GO): transmembrane transport; monoatomic anion transport
Molecular function (GO): transmembrane transporter activity
Source: RefSeq, a predicted model, not a curated record